AUGUCACUAAAUGCGCUCAAUGGCCAACACCUCCGCAUUAUCUGGGUACAGUAUGCUAGUAGUACAUUAUGUCCUCGCUGGGAGGGCAACCCAAAAGGACUUUCUGGCCCACUCAAAGGAGGCGUCAUCAUUGAUUACUUGGCAGCCCGUUUAAAUUUCACUUACGAGAUGGUCAGAGUCACGGAGAAUAGGCUAGAGCCAGAGGGAAAAGAACGGGGACUUUUCAACUACUUGUUCGACACACAAAGUGAUUUGAUAGUUUCAGCUAUUCGUUCGACAGUUCAGCGCAAUAAGAUUGUUGAUCAGACAACACCCUGGGAAUUUCCUAAACUCGGUCUACUUAUUCCCAUCCAAGACGAAACGGCUAACAUCAACGCAGUCGUCAAACCUUUUCAGUGGCCGGUUUGGAUAGGACUGAUCACUUCGAUCCUGUGCGUUAUCGUCGUUUUAAAUUUAAUGCAAUGUCGAGCCGGGAAAGAAUACCUUUACGUGUUUGGCCUUUUGUUGUCGCAAGGUGGCCGUUGCUCAUCGAAACGGCUACCAUUUCGUCUUGUCGCUGGCGUUUGGACUCUGGCCGCUUUCAUUUUCGUCCAGGCUUACACUUCGUUAUUAUUCACCUACGUCGUGGCUCCCGUCAAUCAGCCGCUCAUUAAUUCCAUCUACGAUAUCGCCGAUAGUAGCGACAUCAAUUUACUGGUCAAAAUAGCGGGGACUCCGGAUACCCUGUUCAUGUACAACAAUUGGACGGGAUUUUACGAGAAAAUUCGUGACAGGAUCAAAUCGUUUCCCCAAUCCCGCUGUACCCUAGUGUCCGAUUGCAUCGAUUUAGUCAAACCAGGAUCGAGAAAUGCGGAGGCGUAUCAAAUGGACGCCACAAGAGAAAAUUUUGAAAAGACCGGUAAAUGCAGUCUGCAGAUUGCCAGGGAUAGCUAUCUCACUAUUUUUGCAGUAAUGGCUCUAAAGAAAAACAGUCCCUACACCAAUGCUAUUAACUUGGGGCUGAUGGAACUACUGCAAAGUGGACUGAUUGACUACUGGGAAUUACGGUUCCGCCCGAUGCCCCGUCAGUGUAAAGGCAAAAUCAAAAAUGGAUACACUCCACCGAACAACAAUAAGCAUCCACCACUUUCCCUGAAGAAUUUGACUGCCGCUUUUAUUGUCCUUUCGGUUGGAUUAAGUCUUUCCGUUUUGGCCUUCCUCUGCGAGAAAAUCCUUUUCGUGACACACAGUCACAGUCAUCAAACAUCCAAGAAAAAAUUGUCCCACAAAAUCGUUGGGGAAAAGGCUUAA
This is a messenger RNA of Daphnia pulex (common water flea), 1290 nucleotides long. Its product is annotated as ionotropic receptor 93a-like. Gene Ontology annotation, molecular function: ligand-gated monoatomic ion channel activity. The transcript is spliced from 10 exons. Gene Ontology annotation, cellular component: membrane. NCBI's taxonomy places the organism in Eukaryota, Metazoa, Arthropoda, Branchiopoda, Diplostraca, Daphniidae. The record is from RefSeq and is a predicted model, not a curated record. The coding region runs from base 1 to 1290 and encodes 429 amino acids.